AUGAAUCUCUCUCUUGUCAUUUUUGCCUGUCUAAUUUUAUUCAUUGAACGUCAAUGCCUAGUCACUGCCCAAAACAAUGGUGACGAUAGUUCAAGUCCAUUUCGUUGGUUUAAACCAGACAAUUUUGAUAUUAUUUCACGUAAAAUGGACCAAGCCAAUCCAAAUAAUUGUGAAACAAUGUCUGAAGCAGAUUUACGCUUACCACCAACGUCACUCAGCCAGAUACCACAAUAUAAUGAAAUCCCAAUGAGGCAGUGGUUUACAAAUCGAUCAAAACUGCUACAUCUACACAAUUUAGCAUUAAACCGUGCAUUUUUCUAUAGUUAUAUUUUGCAGAGGCUAGAUCACCCAACCAGAGAUCCCCAGUAUUUACCAUCAUUAAUGUAUUAUUAUCUGUCCUCAUCAGCCGAUAUAUCUUCAGGUCCCAAUGUCAUAAAUAUAAGUGGUGUAUUUAUGGAUACGAACACAACGUACGCAAAUUGGUAUGAACUCAAAGAUAUUAACAAGACCUUACCAUUAUUCGCACCAUUAGCCAGACGGUUAGAUAACUGGAAUGAUGAAAUGAAUUUUUUGAGAAUACCAACUAAUGCUACAAUUGAAAUAACUGAUCUUGGAGCUGGCCCAAAUAAUAAUUAUACAGCAUCAUGGUAUAAAAAUAACCCAUAUAUACGUGAUCGUGAAAUGGGUAUAGACUUUAUUCCUGAUAGACGUGGUACAGCACCUAGUAAAAACCAAUACACUACAAAAAUACAACUUGCAACUAUAAGCGGUGAUCCAAUAGAAAAGUUGGAGAAUACCAAAUUCUAUGGUCCAAAUGCACCAGGUGUUAAAGAAACUUUUCUACCUGUCCGAUUUACUCGUCCUUAUUAUGAUUGUGGGGGAACAAAUCGAUGGAUUGUAAGUUCUGUUGCAGCACUGACAGAUUUUAUGCCACGUUACUCAAAUAUUACCAGACUGCGAGGACCAAGAAUGAUUGGUGUUGUUGUACAAAGUAUGGACUUUUAUCGAAUUGAUUUUAAUCCUUGCCCGCCAGGAUUGGGAAAUCCGAAUCAUUAUUUGGCUGGAAUCGCUCGAUGCAAACCAACAACUUUGUGUGUACCUCUUCCAGGUUUUGGUUUUAAACGAGGUGGUUAUCAAUGUGUUUGUCAACCAGGACAUCGUUUACCAUAUGAACAAAAUGGACCAUUUCGUGGUGUUGAUAUUGAAGCGGCAACUGAAGAAGAAUAUCGUAACAAUUUUGAUUGUAUUCCAGUUGGUUGGCGUGAAGUUAUACCUGAAGAAACUGGUAUGAAAAAUAAUUUAGAAAGAUUUCGUCGUUCAAUAGGUGAACAAACAAGUACAUUAUGGAAUAGAUUAAAAGAUCCAUCGGUUCAUUUAUUGAACAUGAUAUUAACAACAUUUGGAUCAUUCAAGCAGAAUAUCUUCCCAACACCACCAAAAUUAGAUGAAUCACUAUUAAUCAAUGAAAUAUCGGAUAAACCAUUUAAAACAACUAAUUUAGAUGACCAACCAUUAGAUCGUCUUGUUCCUGGAUAUCGAUCAGUCUCACAUUUGCUACCAUUGGAACAAAACGAUUUUAAUUUAACGUAUACGGAAGAUGUUUAUGAAGAUGGAUUUUUUGACAAUGAUACUUAUAUACUUAUCAAUAAACCAAGUAAUAUAGAUAGUAAGGAUCAGUCAAAUAACAUCAAGAAACGUGUACGACGAAAUGUUGAUACACCAUUUUAUACAGUUGGAGUUGGUACAGUAUUUGAUGCAGACAGGUAUUUUGAAGUUCAACGUUUAAUUGCACAUGUACGCAAAGUGACUAGUCAAAAUUGUCAUCUAAUGACAGCGGAUCAAUUAAUUUUACCAGGAGAAGUUAGUUAUGGUGUUGAGAAACAAUUUGAAAUGGUUGGAAGAACAGCUCUACGUUUAUCACAUUUUCUAAGUGCUUAUUAUCAAAAUAAUGUUGUUGGUGAACUUUACGGAAGUUUAAAAACUGGUUUUCCAAUUAAUCGUUUUCAAUUAUUUGGUGAAGUUUUUGCCAAUGUUUUAUCAAAUUUUGAUAUUGUAUCAAGUGGAAUAUUUUUCGAUUAUCAAAUGUUUACUGAUCAUGAUGGUACAACAUGGGAUCUAUUUGCUCCAUAUGCGUAUAAGCCACUCUUGGCAACCCAAGCAGCUGAGGCAAUUGAUAUGAGUAUAAAUGCCUAUCGAGACUAUACAGAAAAACCAUGGUUUCGAACAUUGAAGUCAAGAUGGGCAUCAAGCCGUCAGAGCUUAGAGCGAAUUACAGCGAAACCAUAUAUAAGAAGUGAUGUGAAUGGUAGUCAACUACAACGUUAUUUCACAUUUCCCAUCUAUUAUCGUGUACCACAUUAUGAAGAAGGUUAUUGGACACAACCAUAUUUCGAUUGUGAUGGUCUGAUUUAUGGUGUUGUAACUGCUUCUGUAAAGCUAACAUCAUUGGAUAUAAACCAAUGCCCUCAAUCGUUUUAUACACCAAAUUUCUUUAAAAAUACAGCAAGAUGUGAUUUCCGAAGCACAUAUUGUAAAUUAAUACCAAGACAUUAUUUCACAUCUGGUAGUUAUAAAUGUGAAUGCCGUCAAGGUUUCGAAUAUCCAUUGAACGAUCGUACUUGGUAUUUUCAUGGCGAAAUGAUGGAACGUGAAUAUCAAUUAAUGUUAGCUGGUAAACCUAAUCGUUAUGAAUUAUUACGAUGUCGUCAAGGUGUCGCAAGUGGAUUAUCUAGUUCAUCAGUUGUAAUACUUGUGUCGGUCAACUUUGUAGUGAUUUAUUUGCAUUCAUUAUAA
Schistosoma mattheei is the source of this 2793-nucleotide messenger RNA. The record is from the annotation of a GenBank genome assembly. Lineage: Eukaryota; Metazoa; Platyhelminthes; Trematoda; Strigeidida; Schistosomatidae.